AUGCGAACACUGGUGAUUUUGUCGGCUCUCUUGGGUGCGGUUUACUGCGGCGGAGGCGGAGGUUGGUCAGGAGGUGGCGGGGGCGGUGGCGGUUGGUCGGGAGGUGGCGGCGGCGGUGGUGGUGGGACAACUUACCUCAUCAAAGAAAUCGGCGGUGGAGGUGGUGGCGGUCACGGUGGCGGAGGAGGAGGAGGCCACGGCGGCUGGUCGGGGGGCGGAGAAAGCAAGGGUGAAACAGUAAUCCUGAAGAGCAUCCCAAAUGAAGGACAUGGUCACUUGAAAAAAUCGACCUUCGUCUUCAAGAGCUCACACGGGGGCGGUGGUGGCGGAGGUUUCGGAGGGGGCUUCGGCGGCGGCGGCGGUGGUGGCCACGGCAAAGGGGGUGGAAAGAAAUACAUUGUCACAAAAGUCAAAGGGGGUGGUGGCUGGUCGAAGGGUGGAUGGUGA
Galendromus occidentalis (western predatory mite) is the source of this 447-nucleotide messenger RNA. RefSeq names its product glycine-rich cell wall structural protein-like. Bases 1 to 447 code for a protein of 148 amino acids. Lineage: Eukaryota; Metazoa; Arthropoda; Arachnida; Mesostigmata; Phytoseiidae. The record is from RefSeq and is a predicted model, not a curated record. The transcript is spliced from 4 exons.